Amphibalanus amphitrite is the source of this 1678-nucleotide messenger RNA. RefSeq names its product fukutin-like. The transcript has 5 exons. Bases 245 to 940 code for a protein of 231 amino acids. The record is from RefSeq and is a predicted model, not a curated record. Lineage: Eukaryota; Metazoa; Arthropoda; Thecostraca; Balanomorpha; Balanidae.
CACGGCGCGGUUUAAACAAAAUAACUUUUGUUUUGCUUGUUGCAAACAAGAGUGUGCUUGUUGAAUUCACUCCCAGAUGACUUCCGGGGCACGACAGUAGCAAGCAAGGCGGCAAGACCGUCAACAAACACAUUUUUAUGCCGAACUGCUAUAUGCUAUCCAUCACCCCGUACUGGUUUACACGCAUUUGUUUGCCAGUUUCCAGCCGACGUCUCUGUCCGCCGGCGACACUCUGCCAGCCGGGAUGACACCAGCGAGACACCGGGCCUGCAACCGCACCCUGGCCGCCGCCUACCACCGGCUGGCGCCGCGCGAGGAGGGCCCUGACGCCGACAGGUUCAGGAGGCGCGCCUGGGCGCUGCUGGCUGCUGCCGUCAGCGCGUGCAACACGCUGGGCGUGCCCCACUGGCUGGGCAGUGGCACCCUGCUCGGCUACAUUCGGCAAUGCGACCUAGUGUCAGCCAUGGAUGACGUUGAUAUAGAAGUGGCCGUGGAACCAUUCGUAAAUGAUAACGUCACCGUGACGCAACUGGUGGAAACUUUAAACUCUGCCGGACUUGUGCUCGCGUCAAAAUUCGGCCGGCUCAACGACAGCCUAGAAAUGGCGUUCGAGGACGAGAAUGGGAUGAGAAUCGACGUUUUCUUUUCGUAUCCCGACAGAGAAAGCAGAUACAUCGCCGGUGUGGACACGAUCACGCGGAAAAAGUACAGGUGGGUGUACCCGGAAAUCACGCUCUGCUGGGGCACCCUGCACGGCCUGGUGGUGGGAGUGCCCUGCGACUCGGAACGCUACCUAGAGACUAACUACGGGACCAACUGGACACAGCCGCUGCCGCCCGGAAAAACGUUUGAUUAUCGCAGGGACAACGCAAACAUGGUCGAUGCCGGCUGGUGGGGGAAGGAGGAGGAAAGUGAGGUCAUACAGCUAUUCAACAGAUAGAAGUGGAGUCAUUCAACUAUUCAGCGCAUAGACUGAGGUUACGUAGCUGUUUAAGAAAAAUAAGUUUGGUUAUAAAAAUAAGUUUGGUUAUAGAAGUUUGAUUAUAUAAUAAGUUUGGUUACAUUAUUCUAAGUUUCGUUAAGUUUGGUUUGGUUAUAAGUUUGGUUAAAAUAAGUUUGUUUGGCUAUAUUUAUUAUUUUCAUAUUUGGUUAAAAAUAAGGUUGGUAUAUAUUACAUAGUUAAUAAGUUCUGCUUGAAAGAGAAAUGUGAGGUUCUUCGGAGUUCAAUCAUUGUAUUCAAGAACAUGAAAAACUGACUCCUAAGUCAAUUGUAUCAAAAUUGGUAUACUAUUGUUCGCAAAUUGUUGUUAUAUGUAUGCAUACUAUAUAGGUACGACCAAUCCUAAAUGUACUUUUCUACAGGGCUUUCCUUAUUAUGACGGUCAGUUUUCAGAUGUAUCUUAUCAAUAACAUCUUAUCAAAAACAAUUUCCGCUUAUAGCACUGCACAUUUGCUGGCAUAUUAUUUCAUGUUAUCUAAUGCGGUACCGGUAUUUUGGCUUUGCUUACAUUAUUGUUAAUUUAUAUUGAUAUUAUUAUUGACAAUAAAUGUAUAAAUCAUACAGUGCUCAUAGUUUACGCUUUGCGGUGUUCGAUAAAUAAUACAAUCAUGUGAUGCGUGGGACUGGUGGAUAAGAUACUAAUGAAUUUCAAUAAAAGUUCAGUUUAUGUUUACAGCA